Messenger RNA from Vombatus ursinus (common wombat), 847 nucleotides. RefSeq names its product agouti related neuropeptide (gene AGRP). Gene Ontology annotation, biological process: positive regulation of feeding behavior; adult feeding behavior; neuropeptide signaling pathway. Gene Ontology annotation, cellular component: extracellular region. The transcript is spliced from 3 exons. Lineage: Eukaryota; Metazoa; Chordata; Mammalia; Diprotodontia; Vombatidae. Gene Ontology annotation, molecular function: type 1 melanocortin receptor binding; neuropeptide hormone activity. Bases 93 to 563 code for a protein of 156 amino acids. The record is from RefSeq and is a predicted model, not a curated record.
UGAGGGGACGGGUAUUGGGGACUAAGUGCUGCAAACUGGAAAUAUGUGAAGAGUUAUGAGACUCAGGAGCCCCUGCAGCACAGGGUAAGUCCAUGUUUUCCCAAUGCCUGUGCCAGACCAUGUUGAAUGCUUUGCUGCUGAGCUGGGCCAUGCUGCAGGGAUUGUCUACCACCUUGGGUACCCAGCCCACUCAGCAAUACCCAGAGGCCAUCGUCUCCAGACUGAGUAGGUCAAGUCAGGCUCUGUACCCUGGGCUCUUGCACUCAGCCCCUGCCGCCUCUCUGGGACUUUCAGGCCCCGGUAUACAGCCAGAACUGGAGCAGAUGGCAUCAAAGCUGGCAGAAGAAUCCCUCAUGCAAGACACUGAGGCUCUGGCACCCAGGAUGCCGGGUCCGAUGAGCCGCGAAGAUCGCUCCCCGCGCCGCUGUGUUCGCCUCCUUGAGUCCUGCCUGGGUCACCAGGUUCCCUGCUGCGACCCGUGCGCCACCUGUUACUGCCGCUUCUUUAACGCCUUCUGCUACUGCCGCAAGAUCAGCACCAACUACCCUUGUAGCCACAAUUAGCUGGGCUAGGCUGAGGGACAGAGGGAAGCCAAAUAUGUACAAGCACCAAUAAAGGCUCCCUAGAGCAAAGCUGGAAACCCGUGGCUAUGCCGCUUUUUCUUAAUUCAGGAUCCAGGGGUUCUGGCCAAAACAAGAUCAAACUUUGCGCUCAGGCCUGUAGCUCGGGAACUCUGGCCGCAGAGGCAGGGCGCUGACUUGAGCUUUUCCGAUUGGCAAACAGGACUGGGGAUGGGUAGAUGGGGAACAGGCACUAUCUCAGCUGGGGGCAACCUUCCUGAAACAGA